AUAGUUGUGCAAUUUUCUGAUCAUGUUUGUAAGCACACCUUGAAGACAAGGUGUCUUCGAAGGGUGGAUUUUUUAAGACUCCUAGUUAGGAUUAUGUGGGGAUAAUUAGUGAAAUAUUAGUAUGGGUACUAGAAGGGGCAAAUUAGUAAAUAGUUAGUAAGUGGGGUUAAGUAUUUUUACUAUAAAUAAAAGGAGAAGGGUUGGAAGAAGGCAUGAAGAAUUUUGUGGGAAUUUCCUUUGGGGAAAUGAAGGAGAGAGUAGCCCUCUCGAAAGGUUAUGGUAUAUUGUAGUUUCAUUAUUGAUAUUGCAAUAUAAAUCUAUCUUUUACAGUUAUUUGUUUUUGUGUUCUUCAGAAAUUCCUUGUUAGGCGGUAUCCUAAUAGAAUCUUGAUUUAGAUAGUGAGAGAGAAGAGAAGAAUGAAGAUUUAAUUACGUUUUGGGUUUUUUACUUUUUACUUUUUACGUCUUUAUCAUUUUUAAUUUAGUUUGUCUUGGAUUCUCUCGAUUUAAGUGCACUUUUAUGUUUGGGAGUGAUUUUAAAAUGGUUAAAAUCACUUUUGUCAUUUUCAAAAUCACCAUGAAACAUGUUAAAUCCUUCAAAACUAAUUUUGAUAAUAUGAAAAUUGCAUUUAAAAGUGUAAAAUUUAAAACUAAAUUAAUUUUGAGUAAUUAAAAGUUUAUUUUUGAGUGAUUUUUUUUUUAAAAAAAAUGAUUUUGAUGAUUUUAAAAUCACUCCAAAACAUGCACUUAAAUAAAAUGGGUUGUGUGUUGGGCUUAAAUUUGAAAAGAAAAAAAAAGACCCAACGUAUCCCCUUCACGUACCUAGAAGCAGAUACGCGUGUCUGAAAAUUUAAAAAAAAAAAAUCAGAUACUUCAAAUCACGUAUUAGACACGUAUUUGGACGUAUCCGUAUCUAAUACACAUCUGAUAUCGAUUCUAUGCACAAUUAGAAGUAUCUGUGCUUCCUAGCUCGACUCUAUAGGUUGCCAUUACGAGGGACAAGGAGGUAAAUUUCAUGUAUUGAAAGAUUCAAAGAUUAUUAGAGGUAAAUUUCAUGUAUUGAUAGAUUCAAAGAUUAUUCUAAUUGGAGAGAAAAGGAAUGGGGCGUAUGUGAUCAGGAAUGUUCAAAAGUCACAGCCCUUAUGGUUUUAGACGGUACCUUGACUAAAAGAGAUCUAUGACACGAAAGAUUGUCUCAUAUCAGUUCUAAAGGUCUUCAAGGUCUCUCCAAACAAGGCAUUCUUCGAAGGUAUGGCAGGGCAAAAAACGAAGUUUUCAACACUCCCAGCACAGAGCCAUAGAGAUUUUGGCUUAUGUUCAUUUAGAUCUCUGGGGCCAGCUCAAAUCCCAUCGCUCAGUGGUUCGCAGUAUUUCCUAACUAUUGAUGAUGUUUAUUCUAGUAAGAGCUAGAUUUUUAGUUUUAAAACAAAAGACCAAGUGUUUGGAGGUUUAAAGAAUGGAAAAACUAUGUUGAAAAGCAAGCAUCUAAGUUAGUAAAAUGCCUUAGAACAGCUAACGGGCUUGAGCUUUGCAGCGAUGAAUUCAGUCAAUUUUGUAAAACGGAGGGUAUUAUGGGGCGCAGAACUGUCAGGCACACACUCCCAACAAAAUAGCAUGGCUGAAAGGUUAAAUAGAGCCAUAAUGGAAAGGAUAAGGUGUAAAUUCUUAGAUGCAAUGCUUCUGGAAGAGUAUUGGGCAGAAGCAGCCUUUUAUACUGUAUAUACCCUCAACAGAUGCCCUUAUCACUCAAUUGACCUUUUAACACUAGAAGAAAAGCGGUCUGUUAAGGCCCCUAAACUUGAUCAUCUAAAGUUGUUUGGUUGUGUGAGUUAUGUACAUCAUAACCAAAGGAAACUCAAGUCAAGAGCAAUGAAAUGUAUAUUUGUUUGUUUCACUGAAGGAGUGAAGGGCUACGGGCUAUGGCUUCCAAUAGAAAAGAAAUGCAUCAACAGUAGGAAUGUUACAUUUAGAGAAGAAGAGAUGUUUAUGUUUCAAGAAGCUAAUUUGGAUUCUAAUCUACAGAAGGCUUAAUUGAGGUGGAGCAUUCUUCUGAACCAAGUUCAAGCAACCCUCUUCAUGACAUGGACCCUAACUCUACUGAAUUAUCAAAACCAGUGGAUGAAGAGAGUUCAGACACUGAGCAUUCAAACUACAGGAUUACUCUAUUGCCAGAGAUAGGCAAAGGAGCAGAUUCAUCCACCUACUAGGUAUACAGAUACUAAUUUUGUAUCUUGUAUUCUAAGUGUUGAAGCCUAAGUAAAUGACUUAGAACCUUCAAAUUUUAAUCAAGCAGUUAGUGGUCCUAAUGCGAGAGAGUGGAUAACUGCUAUGAACGAAGAAAUGGAGUCCUUAGUGAAAAAUGACACCUCGUUUCUAAAGCCUCAACCAAAAGGUUAUAAGCCCAUUGCCUCUAAAUGGGUUUAUAAAAUAAAGGAAGGCAUUCCAGGCAUUCCAGGCAUUCAACAACCUAGGUUCAAAGUAAGACUUGGACAAAGGGGUUUACCCAAAAAGAAGGAAUUGAUUAUAACGGAAAUUUUCCCCGGUGGUCAAACAAACCUCUUCUAUCUCUAGUCGUCCAAAAUGACUUGGAAUUGGAUCAGCUAGAUGUGAAGACUACUUUCCUACAUGGACAUUUAAAUGAAACUAUUUAUAUGGUGCAACCUCGAGGGUAUGUUUAGAAGGGAAAGGAAAACCUAUUUUGUCUACUCCAAAUGUCAAUAUAUGGCCUUAACAGUCUCCACGCUGCUGGUAUCAAAGGUUUAAUGACUAUGUAACUAAGAUUGGCUUCAUUAGAAGCUCAUUUGAUAGUUAUGUCUAUGUGAAAUCUCAUUCUUUUAAAGAAAAGGUCCCUAUGGCUCAACAUUUCAAACUCUCAUAUCAGAAUUGUCUUAAUCAAAAUCUUCUCCUUCAAUCUCUCCUACUCUCUCUUAGUUUGAAUUUGUGCUCUGAAUUUCCUCCUUCCUUCGUUUCUGAUUGUUCUCAUUCACCUGGGCAAAACUUCAUGCAAUUAGUUUUUGACUUCAACAGACUCGUGGCAUCUCACAAAGUGUUUUGGAAAAUCUUUUACGCAUGGAUUUAUGAAGACCAAUUGUAUUGAAGAUGUUACUCAAAUUGAUGCAUCAAAAUUCGAUGGGCCUUGGUCUUUUAAAAAUGAGUCAAUUUUUAUUGAUUUGAUGGAAGAAGAAGUUGCGAAAGGAAAUCGCCCAACUACAACUUUUACUAAAACUAGUUGGACUUAUAUAAAAGAACAACUAUAUGUUAGAACAGGAUAUGCUUAUACACAUGAACAAUUGAAAAAUAAGUAUAACAGUCUUAGACAUCGUUAUAAAGAAUUCAAAAGGUUGCUGGGUGAUAUUAAUGGAAAAGGUUGGGAUCCUGUAUUGGGAACUAUUACUUUAGAAGAGGAGCAGUGGACUAAUCUCAUUAAGGUUAACAAGAAAGUUAAGAAGUUCAAAAAGAGUGGAUGUCCACAUUACGAUAAAUUGAUGAGAAUAUAUGGAGAUACAGUUGCAGCAGAAUUCCAUGCUCUUCCAUCAUCAAAACUUUCCUCAGAUUCUGAAUAUGAUAAUAAAACUGAAAGCGAUUCUCCCAUGUUCAAUGAAGGUUAUGGAAAUAAUAGAGAUGAAAAUCAUGGUCAAAGUAGCAUGAGCAAGAAAUCUAAAAGAAAGAGAGAAGUCAUAAAUGAUAUAAUGUCAUCUUUCAAAGAAGCUUAUAUUGAGAAUUUAAAGAGGAGAAAUGAUUUACUUGAAGGAAGACCUCUCGGUUUUUCAUCAGUUGACGUCAACGAGACUUCGUCAAUAGCAAGAGAUUAUGGUGAUGAAGACUUGAACAAAUGCUUCAAAAUUUUAAAUAGCAUGGUUGAUAUCGAUGAUAAAGCCUAUACAAAAAUAUUGAAACAAUUGGUUGCUGACACUACUUGGAGAAAAGCAUUUCUGUGCAUUCCUGAAUCAAGAAGAAAAGGAUUUAUUAACAACUUUUAAUUAAUUAAUUAGAAUGUUGAUGAUUUUUACAUGUUAGGGGGAAAAAAACUUUUCCUUCUUUCCUUUAACUACUUGAUACAUGGUUUUUGGAUUUUCUAAUUUGUGUUAGAAAGACUUGGUCUUUUUUC
Molecule: messenger RNA, 4107 nt
Organism: Benincasa hispida (wax gourd)
Lineage: Eukaryota; Viridiplantae; Streptophyta; Magnoliopsida; Cucurbitales; Cucurbitaceae
Source: RefSeq, a predicted model, not a curated record